GAGUUACACUUCCAAAACGAUUGACCUCGACCAACUGAAGAACAUGCAAAGCCGGCUUCCAUACAAUUGAUUCAAAUGUAAAAGACCGUGCAAGUUUUCUCGUGACUCGGGCCUCUGAUGCCACUCGGUAACACCUUUUACAUAAAUGGGUCCAGUGAAGAGUAAAGUAAAGCCACCCACUGUUUGGCACAGAGUGCUAAAAAACGUUCUGCUCUACCCCAGGAUCGUUGAGGUUUGACUGUAAGUAUUUCUUACAGUCACCUUUGUAUUUCGUCGAUAUUUUGCGUAGCAUAUAGCUCUACAUGAUCCUCUGAAGAACUUGGGAUCAAUCUCUUCGGCAUUUUGUAGCAUAAAUCGUAGACAUGUAAAAUCAAAAAGAAAAUAAUAGGUUAGUUACUAAUUAAGGUUCCUUAUAUUAUAUGGCAAGCUCGUAUUGUCGUUACAGACGAUGAAAAAUGUAAACUGUGAUGUCCAUCUUUCAAUAGACCUCACCAGCUGCUAACUUAAUGAAAAAGAGAGUUUGAUAGGUAUCUUGUUACACGCACAGUAUUGCAUCAUGCGUCUAUGGUCUGUAAACAAGUGAUUGUGUUUUUCGAUGCCUUGCGGCCGAUAAUGUUACGAAGGAAUGUCAUCAUCAAAUAACUGACUAAUAUUUCCUUUUGACUAUUUCUUUUCUUCCAUUACAUAAGUAAACAGUUGUGUUCUAGUAAUAGUUUUCUGACGUGAAAACGUCCAUCGUAAUUACCUAACGAAUUAAUUGUUUCUUUCUUUGGUACCACAGCAGCUACGUUUACUGUGGAUUAUUUCCUGCAUUCGGAGUAAUGAGAGCGUUACUAAAGCACCUUGUUCUAGUUGUCUUCAUGAUUUACAUUUUGAGGGUAACUGACUUAUCAUUGUCAUUUGCUGAUGGAUGUAACCAAACAAAUGUUGCUGCUCAGCAGAUAUCCGACCACUUGUACGAGGUUUUCGAGAAAAACCUAGGUUUCAACCGUCUUCAAAGCUUAUAUGAUUCUCUCUCCUGUGUUAAUCAAACCACUGAUAUUAAAAGGCUGCUUAACAGUAUAACUGAGCCUGCAGCUGCUCGACUUAGUGCCUCCGUGAAGUUCCUAAAGGAGCUCAGUAGUAGGCUACCUCAGUUGUUAACCAGGACUCAUCAUGGAAAUGUUUCUCAAUGUUGUAAGUAUUUGAACGACACCAAUAGCACAACCCUCUUCAGCGACAGACUUCGAUCCUUUGUGGAUAUAUCUACCAGCUGUACUAUCAAACAUGGGGCCUCAGGUGGCUCAAGUGAAGUCUUUAACUUCCAUACUGAGUUGUCAAAAAGGUUCGAAGACAACUUUAAAAAGUCUUCAGUGGUUGCAUGGCAAUAUUACGGUUCCAUAGACGGAGAAUACGUUCAGUACCCUGGGAACGCACGCCAUUGUGAAGGCACCACCUCAGCAAAGUUUGAUCCAAGGUUUAAAUCAUGGUACGUGGAAACAGCAUCUCCUGUUAAGAAGAAUCUUGUGAUCAUUGUCGAUUGCAGCGGCUCCAUGUGGGGUCAGAGAAUGAUUUUAGCCAAAGAUGCUGCUAUCACAGUGCUCGACACCCUGUCGCCUCAAGACAACGUCGGCAUCUUGGCAUUUUCCAGCUGGAUACAGACCCCAUCUGGAUGUUUCGGCGCCACAGUUGCGAAAGGAAUCCCUGCAAAUUUAGCUAAGAUGAAGCAGUGGACCCGGAAACUCCGUGCGCUUGGAUCCACUUAUUAUGCGAAAGCCUUCAAACACGCAUUCAAAAUGUUUGAAAAUGUCACAAGGCAGGGAUCUGAGAGAAGUAACAUCGUCUUGUUUUUAACGGAUGGGGAUCCAUCAGACGCUGAAGCAGGAAUCUAUCAAGCAAUAGAAGAAGGACAAACUACGAUGAACCACAAAGUGCAAAUUAACACGUACGCUCUUGGCACUGGCCUCUCGCGUAAAAGUCUUCAAAGAUUGAAAACUAUUGCAUACAACAACAGCGGUGUAUUUGUUGAAAUAAGAGACCAGCGAGGAGGAGUACUGGAACGAACGAUGGGCAGCUACUACACAUCAAUCAACACUCCUAUUGGUCAGAAAUCCAGGAUUUCUGAGCCUUACAUGGACCCGAAGCUAGGGCUCAUAGUAACAGUAUCUGUAGCCCUAUUUCACAAUAGGUCAUUAAAAGGAGUCCUUGCACUUGACCUUCCUCUGGAUCGCUUGUUCAAAGAAGCUCUUCGUGCGUCUUCGAAGCCCUUUUCCCAUGCCAUACUCCUGAACAAAGAAGGUGGGACUAUUUUACACCCAUCCCUCCCAAUUCCGACUGACACCACAAGCAGCCGCUCGUUUUUGCCGCUGUCGUUGUUUGAGACCCGCUUGCCUGAUGACGUUAUAUCCAACAUAACUAAUGGAGGGGCCGGCGAACAGCGCUUCGAAGCUGGGUUUUCCGUGCUACUUGGUGAUCGGCCUACAGAUGGAACACAUAUUUUCUUCAGCAAUGCCACUUAUGUCUGGAAGCCUGUCAGAAAAAAUGCCUACUACAUUGUUUUAGUAGUGGCUGAGGGACAGGCCGUUAAAACCGACUUUACUUCUUUCAAACGUACGAGGAAUGAUUCAUCAUCGUUUUACCACCGAUUGGAUUUAUCGUGGAAUGUUUCCAAUUCUUAUCCCAGAGGAAUAUGUAGGUCAAGAAAAAGUCAACUGAUUUCUCCAUCGUCUUCCACCAUUAAGAUUGCCCCAGAUGCGUUUAAUGAAUCAGAUGAAUUCAUUUACACCACUGAAACUAUCAAAGAUGUACAAAAUAUCCAACGGUUUUUCAAUGAAAAUGGCCCUCAAGCUUACUUUAAAGGUCUCAGUGAAGCGGUACGUGCUGAGGUGAUGAUGACAUCAGAAUUAGAUGACUUCUGGAAGAAAGCAGAAUUUAAGAACCCAUACCUAGUUACCUGGAGGUUUGUUGGAACACAACAAGGGGUUCUUAAAACGUAUCCUGGCAUUCGGUUGCAAAAGACAUAUUCUCACCUACAGCAAUCCUGGUAUAGACAAGCAUCUUCAACGCCUGAGACAAUGGUAGUGCAACUGAGACCUUCAGCUUACCAACAGGAUACAGUGUUAAGCUUAAGUAAAGCUAUUCCCAAGACAAGCUGUAGAGGUGUCCAGCUUAGCAACAGUCAAGCGGGAGAUGUACUUGCCGUAAUGGGGAUGGAAAUAACGAAAGACGCCUUUGUGCAGCUUAUUACUGAAAAUGUUGGUUUUGAAAAAGGCUGUGGCAAAGAAUGGUACAUCGUCGAACGGAGUGGACAGAUUUUGACGAACCUCUCUAGUUUCACUAGUCUGCAAGCUCACAAGGGACAUUUAACAAACGUUUUCCCUUGGCUGGCAAAUCAGUUAAUCAAAAAGGAAAAAAUGUUAAAGGCAUCUUGGUGUAAUGAUUACCAACAGCAUUCAGUUCUCUUGUUCUAUGAGCUAAUUGAUCCCGCUGACGGAGUCUCGUCAAAAAAUUCAGAUCCCUGUCUUCAGUUCAGCUUAAACCAAAUACAAGGAACGUCACUUUUCUUGCUCAGUCUGCCAUCCAGAAGUCUGCAUAACUGCACUGACCGACAUAUAGCACCAAAUGAGGGCUGUUUCUGUAAGGAGUCUUGCAGGGUUUGCUCAACCAAUGCUGAGUCAGAUUGUCAGUGUCCUUGCUCAUGUCACAUGUCAUAUGAUGAGUGUGAAAAUUCUGUAACAAGUUUGUGGACAUCAUCGCCUUGCCCAGUCUCAGCUCCCCCGCUAUUUGACACAGAAACUGAAGACGUUACUUUGAAGAGUGCAUUAGCCUCUGUGCCCAGAUGUGCCCGAGACUGCGUUCAAAUAGCGAACAUAAGUGAAUGUGGAAACACUUUAAGCUGUCACUGGUGUUCAGGCCGAGAAGUUCCAUCAUGCAGCUCAGAAUGUAGAACAGGUCAAAGUUUGUCGAUGCUUGUCCGUUUUCCUUGCCAUAACUUCACGAGUUUACCUGUUGAUCAACAAAACACUGUUAAAUACCUAUUGAAGACAAAGUUACUGCGACUUGUAACCAGUAUCUCUCCCCUUAACAUUGGUCUUUUACAGCUGCGGAAGGAUGGAAUCAUAGUUAAAUUACAAUCAACAGCCUUAAACAGUGAACUGAAGACCAUUCGAGAAACCAUAGAACACUUGGUAAAUCAAGGUAGAGUUGUGCUUGGACCUGCUGCCAAUAUACGCGCAGUUUACACCGCAAGGAGUCCUCGUGAAUUUACAGAUCUUCAUAUCUUAUUUACCUUGGACCGAGCUGUACCACAUCCCUCACAAGACAAAAGCAACGUUGGGGCCCAGUUGGAGUCGAUCCUCAGUAAACUUGUGGGAAGCUCACAAGUCAGCAGAAUUCGUCGCUUAAGCCUCAACAAGACAUCCAUUCGGUUUUCCUUAAGCAACGAGGGUCAGACUGACCUACAUCCGAUCAAAACAAUAAAAAAACGUCUUGAGCACCUGGUAAAGCUGGGAAAGAUAUCUUUUGAAGUUUCACUUAUUGCUGAAUCUGCUGUAAUGACUGAGGUCUCAGUUGUAAACAUUUCUUCUCGCGGCACUUUCGAUUUUUUAUGUCAGCCUUACACUGCAGAGACGACGCCAUCACAAAGCACCCUCCAUGCUGAAAGCAGCACAAUUUUGAGUGGAACCAUCUCUCCCUCCGACAAAAACGACAUCCGCGAACAAGGCCUCACCCCUGUGGUUAUUGGGAUCGUAGUUGGAGUUUCUGCGUUCGUGGCGUCCUCUUUACACUGUGUUUUGUUUGUGCUGUGCAGGAGGGGACGACGGGAAAAGAAAAAGAGAACAGUGUCCCCUGAAGGAAAUAUCGAAGAUGAGUUACCAUCAGAUUUUUCAGAUCUGUCAAAAAUAGAUACUGAUAUGCAUAUUGCUCUAAAUAAUGUUAACACCACUUAUGAGCCAGCAAGGGUUCAUCUAUCGCCUAGAGAGGCCUGGGCUAGAGCAAGAGAACUAACAAUUCAGGCACCAAAACAACUUCCACGAGGGGCGUGGUUUUAACACGUACAAGUAAUUUUAAACUUCGGUUUCUAGCAAGCCACGGAUCAUGAUGUAAUAUUUCUUGGAAACGCAUUAGAAAUGUGUUGGAUGAA
Messenger RNA from Stylophora pistillata, 5122 nucleotides. Its product is annotated as VWFA and cache domain-containing protein 1. NCBI's taxonomy places the organism in Eukaryota, Metazoa, Cnidaria, Anthozoa, Scleractinia, Pocilloporidae. Gene Ontology annotation, cellular component: voltage-gated calcium channel complex. Gene Ontology annotation, molecular function: voltage-gated calcium channel activity. The record is from RefSeq and is a predicted model, not a curated record.